This is a messenger RNA of Pungitius pungitius (ninespine stickleback), 3013 nucleotides long. RefSeq lists its product as uncharacterized. Lineage: Eukaryota; Metazoa; Chordata; Actinopteri; Perciformes; Gasterosteidae. Gene Ontology annotation, molecular function: single-stranded RNA binding; double-stranded RNA binding. The record is from RefSeq and is a predicted model, not a curated record. The transcript has 12 exons. Bases 129 to 1964 code for a protein of 611 amino acids. Gene Ontology annotation, cellular component: precatalytic spliceosome.
UUUACCUCAGCCGUUACUCCGCGGAUUUCAAACAUUUUCAUUUUCGACCUGGCGACGGAGAGACGGACGAGUCGCUCCUGACGGUGGCGAUUCUACAUCUAUGCAGGUGGCGAUUCUACAUCUGCAGCAUGCGGCCGCUUCAAGCACAACGAGGAGUUUCUACCAAAAGCCAGCUGUUCAAUUCUUUGAAGGUGUAUCUCAACAACAAGAACAGACUGCAGCCCAUUAUUGGUCUCGACAGCAUUACAGAAUGCGUGAAGGCGGGUACGCAACACAACGAAUUGUUAUACCUAUGUGAAGUGUGCGUGUGUCGACUGAGUAAAGCCGACACGCGGAACCACAUUAUGGGAAGCCUCCACAGAUACAACUACAUUAAAGUCUGGCACCCCCGCUUAGUGUCUGAAUGGGAGGAGAAGUCUGACCUUUCUAAACUGGCCUGGCCACUGAUGGACAUGGCCAGGGUACUCGAGGGUGAGGAGGGACCCGGACAGGUCCAGUGGUUAGAGGUUGAAGAAGCUGUGUACCAGAUGAUGGCAACACACAGUGAGAAUGCAGCGGUUACUCUGGUAAGAAUCUUAAAAGAUGGGCAGGGCCGGGGUGAACCCGCCAGCUUUCUUGACAGCUACCCGGGAACUGAGCCUCUGAUCGGUCUUUUCCGCGUGGUUGAGUGUAGAAGCGAAGAAGGCCACACGUACUGUUUCUUAUGUCACUGCUGCCGCAUCCGAUCCAACAAAAAGGACAUCAUUGAUCACCUAACCAAAUCUUCCCAUCUUGCGAACUACUUGAUGGAAACUCAUCCGGACAAAGUCGGGGUAAUGAUUGCAGAUAUCAAUGCCAAUUAUCCACUUCUCCAAUCACUGGCUAAGAAAGUGGAGCAAGAAGAGGGCAGAGGAGAGCUGAAGGUGGUGAACGCACCAGGAUCCCUCUGUAACCUCCUGACUGGCAAAAGUUACCACUGGUGUAUAAAGAUCCUAUUUAACGGAUGGGCACACACUGACAUCAGGAAGCGGAAAAUAGCUGUUGAAGGGCCAAGUGAGAGCGGGACUUCCGACGAGGUGAUGCCCCAAAAAAAUGCUGCGCUGCAGUCCCAACGGCCCAAAACGUUGGCGGCUAAAAGGAAAGGGACUAACACUGUGUUCAGUGUAAGACUGCCUCUUACCAAAGGCUCGUUGCUGCUGGAGAGGAGCCCCUUCAACACGAACGACCCCGCUGCGUCGUCUACCUACUCCCCCUCACCCGACUGGGAUCUCACCCCCGUUCCACAGUCCCAGUGGGAGCGCUGUGAAUUGGACUAUCACGCGGGAUUGUUUGACGUCGACCCCACCCAACACACCUCGCGACCUCAGCGCGACCUCCGCGGUGGAGACGCAGCAUCCGGGCCAUACAUGGGUCCGGAAAGUAACUUUGAAUUCCCUCCGCAUCGAGACGUGGACGGGUAUCACAAGGGCAAUGAGUACUUCAGCCAGGCGGGAAACUUGGCUGUAUCAAAAUACCAAAAGGUUAAAAGGGAAGAUAAUCGCACCGGACGACGCGGUUAUCAAGAACGAUCGUGGCAGGAGUUUUACGACGGGCAUCAAAAUAGAGGGCCGCGGACUAAGUGGCCGUCCCCCGCUGUCCCCCACGCUCAAGUCUUGUCCCCUUGGAACUAUCACUGCGAACGAGAGGCGAGCCGCGCUGAGCAGUGGUACGAUUGGACCCCACAGAGCGGCGUCGGCACGACGGACGUUAGUCAGCGCUAUUGCUACCAACAACGUCCGUCGGCGACACAAGGUCACGCGGGUUUUCGCACGGGUCGAUCUGGGGAACCGGCUGCUCCUUCGGACGCUGCUUGGUUCAGCGUUCCUCCUUGGCAGGGGGAUCCCCUCGCUCACGGUGGCGGCGGUGCACCGCAUCCUGCUGUGCCGUUACUGGAGAGGGAACAGAGAUUCUACCCAACAUACAUGGGAGGUCACCAUUGGUCGUGAUUUGAUGAUUUCCGGGAGGUUACGUUCGUAUCUCCAAAGUUUAAUUCUGUUUUUGUUGCCACACGUCCCCUACUUAAGGUUUCCUCUAGAAUAACUGGUACCUGCCAGAGCCUCCAAAUGGGCAGAUGCUUUUCCAGUAGUGAAAAUCACCUUCAGAGCCUGGUGGAGGUCAUUAUGCAGCUUUGGCCCCUUUUCAUCUUUCACCUUUGGCCCCUUUUCAUCCUCAACAGUAUUUACAUGAGGGUUUUUUUGUGAAACCUUACUUUCUUUCAGAAAGUCAGAAUGUGAAAACACAUGAUGAACGAGUACCUCUAAACUGAAAUGGGCCAAGAUUGUGACAUAUUUGCUUGGAUGUACUUAUUUUUUUGUUUCUUUUGGACCGUUGUGUAAAUGCAACUGCAUUAUGUACGAGCUGUGUGUCUGACUAUCUUUUCAUUAAAGGUUUUGAUGAGGUAGUAUAUUUUCUCAGUUUAUUUUGUAUGACCUGUUAUCAUUAUCAGUUGAUAUUCUAUGGUUGGGUAAAACACUUAAUGUAAUGUCUGUGUUAAGGAAGCAGCAGCUACUAUGACAAUUCAAAUGUCCAAUGCUGAUGUGCAAACAUAUUUUCUAAAUGUCUAGUAAUUUGACAUGUGUAAUUGUAAAAUUGUAAGAUUUUAAACCAAAGUUGACAUUAUUACGGUUAUGGAAUGUUAAUACUAGGACAGAUUUAAGCCUCACUUUUAUUAUCUGCUAAAUCUCGACGCCGUCAUAUUCACCAGAGGACAUUCUUAGACAUGAGGGGGAACAAAUGUGUACAUGUUGCCAGUGUGCUGCAGGAUAAGCAGACUUGUGUCUCAGCAGAAUUUGCAUUAAAUGAACUUGUCCAUGCAUUCGUCUUCAAUGACUGGUAUGUUGUAACGGUGCGUUCACUGGUCUCUGUAAAACGUAAAUUAGAACGCUGCAGAUUGAGUCCCAGAAAGUGGAUCAUAUCACAAGUUCUGAGGUCUUUACACUGCUGAAACUCAGCAGCUUAACAUUGAGACUGAAUGAUUUUCUUCAUGCUGCCGUCU